Molecule: messenger RNA, 2615 nt
Organism: Physcomitrium patens
Lineage: Eukaryota; Viridiplantae; Streptophyta; Bryopsida; Funariales; Funariaceae
Product: phragmoplastin DRP1C
Cellular component (GO): membrane; microtubule; cytoplasm
Molecular function (GO): microtubule binding; GTPase activity; GTP binding
Source: RefSeq, a predicted model, not a curated record
CUUUUGUCAUUUCAUCUGUAGUGAAUAAUCUUUUAUUGGGCAGUGUUUUUUUAUGGACAACAUCAGGGGUCGUGACAGAAAUAUUGUGUGAUCCCGGCGGCCUUGUUCUGUUUUAAUAGGUCUUCUUGAUAGCUAUUAUAAAGAUUUGCAAAUCUUCGCAUAUUUCAACGACGUUUUGCAAAUUCCGAUUCCUUAUCAUCACUAUGUUGUAGGGGACUCUCAGUCUCGACAUGCCUCUUGUGGAGGCAACGCUACUCUCUCCUUGUCGAAUUUUUCCAAGUACCCUCAGUUUUGCGGACCUGCUUACGAUACCGACAUUGGCGGUACCAGGCUUGCGGGACUUGGGCGUAACGAAUACUUGUAAAUCCAAGGGGAGAUUGCAAGAUGGAUAAUUUGAUUGGGCUUGUGAAUAGGAUUCAGAGGGCUUGCACUGCCCUCGGUGACCAUGGAGGCGAAGGUGCAGUUGCAAGUCUCUGGGAGGCCUUGCCUUCGGUUGCUGUCGUUGGUGGGCAGAGUUCGGGAAAGUCUUCAGUGCUGGAAAGUAUCGUUGGACGUGAUUUUCUCCCUCGGGGUUCUGGUAUCGUUACUAGGCGUCCGUUGGUUUUGCAACUGCACAAAACUGAUGAAGGCACACAGGAGUACGCAGAGUUUCUCCACAUGCCCAAAAAGCGGUUUACUGACUUUGCUGCUGUAAGGAAGGAGAUCUCAGACGAGACGGACCGAAUGACUGGACGGGGCAAGGGAAUUUCGGUUGUGCCAAUUCAGCUUAGCGUUUAUUCCCCCAAUGUUGUGAAUUUGACUCUCAUCGAUCUUCCGGGACUUACAAAAAUUGCUGUUGAUGGCCAAUCCGACAGCAUCGUGCAAGACAUUGAGAACAUGGUCCGGUCAUAUAUUGAGAAGCAAAAUUCUAUCAUUCUUGCCGUGUCUCCAGCGAAUCAAGAUAUCGCCACUUCAGAUGCUAUGAAGAUUGCUAGAGAAGUGGAUCCUACUGGAGAGAGGACUUUUGGGGUCCUUACCAAGUUGGAUCUGAUGGACAAGGGGACAAAUGCCCUUGAUGUCCUUGAAGGACGCUCCUACCGUUUACAACAUCCGUGGGUAGGAGUUGUGAAUCGUUCCCAGCAGGACAUCAACAAGGAAGUGAACAUGAUAGCAGCAAGACGCAGAGAGCGAGAAUACUUUGCAACCAGUCAAGAUUACGGUCACCUGGCCAGCAAGAUGGGUUCUGAAUAUUUGGGGAAAGUGCUCUCCAAGCAUUUGGAAGCCGUGAUCAAGUCCCGUAUUCCUAGCAUCCAGGCUAUGAUUAACAAAAGUAUUGACGAGAUCGAGAUGGAGCUGAAUCAGAUCGGCCGGCCUCUUGCAAAUGAUGCAGGGGCUCAGCUGUACACUAUCCUGGAACUUUGUCGGGCCUUCGAUCGAAUCUUCAAGGACCAUCUGGAUGGAGCACGCCCCGGUGGUGAUAAAAUAUACGCGGUGUUCGACAAUCAACUGCCAGCUGCUUUGAAGAAGCUUCCGUUCGACAAGCAUCUGUCUGGGCAGAAUGUGCGAAGGAUUGUUUCGGAGGCUGAUGGUUACCAGCCCCAUCUUAUAGCUCCGGAGCAAGGUUACAGGCGGCUAAUUGAAAGUUCGCUGCAAUUUUUCAGGGGCCCAGCGGAGGCAGUAGUGGAUGCAGUGCAUUUCAUUCUUAGGGACCUGGUGCGAAAAUCGAUCGGAGAGUGUUCGGAACUGAAGAGAUUUCCAUCACUCCAAGCGGAGAUUGCUCAAGCAGCCAUUGAGUCGUUAGAGAGGAUGAGAGAUGAGAGCAAGAAGACCACUUUGAGGCUGGUGGACAUGGAAUCCAGCUACCUGACCGUGGACUUUUUCCGAAAGCUGCCGCAAGAGAUUGAGAAGGGUGGAAACGCUGCUGCCGCAGCUAACGACCGUUACACGGAUAACCACUUGCGGCGCAUUGGUUCCAAUGUGGCAGCGUACGUUGGCAUGGUUUGCGAUCAGCUGAGGAACUCUUUGCCCAAAGCUGCUGUCCACUGUCAAGUUCGAGAAGCGAAGAGGUCAUUGAUGGACCACUUUUACACUCAAAUAGGCAAGCGGGAGGGAAAGCAAUUGUCAGCGAUGCUGGAUGAGGACCCUGCUUUGAUGGAACGGAGAGUUCAGCUGUCAAAGAGACUGGAGCUUUACAAACAAGCCAGGGACGAGAUUGAUUCUGUUGCCUGGAAGUAGUUGGGGGGUCGUACUUAAUUUAUACCUAUUUCAUUACUGAAUGUUGCAUUUAUUCAUAGCAGCUCUUUUCCCUUGGAGAACGAUAAUUACAGUUACAUCCAAGCCCUCAACUCCCAGUUGCUGAAUUACUUCUAGAUACGUUGUGUUCACGGCUAGAGCUAUCUAUUUUUGUGGAUCGAACAGGUUGGUGGUGACCUCUUCAGCAUAUCUAGUUUGUGGUCUGAACUGGGUUGGGUAACUAUUAGGGCCAAGCGCAAGUAGAUCUAUUCAUUCAUCUGGGUGUCAAACAAUAUAUACUGCAGUGAAAGUAUUUGUUUGAGCCCGUCAUUUGCCUAUGUACACGAUUGUUUACAUAUUUACCAGUCGGCAAUCUGAAAUGCGUCAACAAUAUUUAUCUCUCA